GUGCAUGCUUAUAUGCAUCGAAGUUCAAACUACUCACUCUCCCCCUCCACAGUUUCUUCCUCUUUCUCUGUCUUCUGGCCUGACCAGUACGAGUCAGCCAAAGAGGACACCAAAAAAUGGGAAGGAGUGAAACCCUCCGGAGAGAGAAACUGAAUAGAAGGGAAGCUUUUUUUUGCUCGUACUGAGGCGGUAGGAGCAUUGGAGAUGCCGAGAGAGAAUUGGCAUUGAUGUUGCUAUUUAUUAACCGGCUAGCUGAAAGACUGGUUCUUGUAAGAGAUGGGUUCUCGUGGAACAGCCAGGAACUUGCGCAGUAGCUGCUCUAAGGAGAGAGUCCAAGGUAGCAAUGAUCUUCUUCACACUGAAUUAUGGCGGCAAUGCGCUGGCCCUCUUGUGUCCGUCCCCUGUGUUGGGGAAAUGGUUUACUACUUUCCACAAGGUUGCAUUGAGCAGAUUGAGGCUUUCGCAUCACAACAUGAACAUAGAAGUAUCCCUAUCUAUGGCUUACCUUCUAAAAUAUUAUGUCGGGUUGUUAAUGUUCUGCUGCAGGCAGAAAAAGACACAGAUGAGGUGUUUGCACAAGUGACACUGCUCCCAGAACCAGAGCAUGAGGGUGACACCAAUGAAAUGGAGGCUAGGCAGAGUUCGGUCUUAAAUCAGCAAGUAUUUUCCUUCUGCAAGAUUCUCACAGCAUCUGAUACAAGCACACAUGGAGGGUUUUCUGUUCUUAAGCGACAUGCUGAUGAUUGCUUGCCACCACUGGAUAUGUCAAAACAACCUCCUACACAAGAGCUCAUUGCAAAAGAUUUACAUGGACAAGAAUGGAGUUUUCGCCAUAUAUAUCGCGGACAUCCAAAGAGACAUUUGCUUACAACUGGUUGGAGCAUAUUUCUCAAUGCUAAAAAGCUGUCUACUGGGGAUGCUUUCAUUUUUCUCAGAGGGCAAGAUGGGAAGCUCGUCGUUGGAGUUCGCCGAGCAAGGAAGUUGCCUACAGUUGCAUCUACAUCUGUGAUAACAACUGAAAGCAUGCAGAUUGGCAUACUUGCAUCUGCUAUGCACGCAAUUAAUACCCGGACCAUGUUUAGUGUUUAUUACCGGCCAAGGACAAGCAGUUCUGAUUUUAUAGUUCCAUAUCAUCGAUACAUGGACUCAGCAAAUCACAGUUAUUGUAUUGGAAUGAGGUUUCGAAUGACUUUUGAAGGAGAAGAUGGUGAAGAAGAAAGGCAUACAGGCACAAUCAUAGCUAUUGAAGAUGCUGAACCAAUAAAAUGGCCAGAUUCAAAGUGGAAGUGCUUUAAGGUUCGAUGGGAUCAGCCAUCUGGCAUUCCACGACCAGAAAGAGUGUGCCCAUGGGACGUCACGCCAUUUGAUGCUGCAGUGGAACCUUCAGAAAUGGCUGGUACCAAAAGGAAUCGCCCUUGUAGAUCUUCACUAUCUCCUAAGUCUUAUGAUCCCAACAAAAAUGGUUUUUCUAAGAUUUGCAAUGAGCCUGCACCUAAGUUUCAGGGACUCUUCCAAUGUCAAGAUGGAAUGGCAAGAGGACUAGGUUCCUUCUCCGAUGUACCCGGCAAUUUACAUUCAUCUUUAGCAUCUCAGCAGAAGCAUCUGCCUAUUACAUCUCCCGAAAUAAGGAAGGAGAUUCUUGUUAAUAAUUGCUCAUCUCAUUCACCUUCAUCUGGGUGUGGAACUUCUGGGAAUCCUUACUUAGACCGAUAUCGGUCGCUAGAACAUGCAAACGAAAACUACUGCAAGGUUCCUAAGAUCUUUGGUGUUCCGCUCAUACAGAAUUCAUCUCAUGGUGUGUUACCUCACGUGGCCACUCAUAAUGAACUUAUAAAACAAUCAAUGGCAUCAUAUCAUGCAGCUCUUUCUCCAUCUUAUAUCCUCGAUUCCGAUCAGUUUUCAGAACAGUCUAACUCUUCUAAGCCAUCAGAAUUCAGUGGUUCUGGGACAUCAAAUGAUCAAUCCUACGCUACCCACACAAUCCCUAUCAGAAGCUGCACCAAGGUUCGUAAACAUGGAUCUGCGCUGGGGAGAUCAGUUGAUCUCUCAAGAUUUAGUGGUUAUGAUGAACUUAUUUAUGAGCUCGAUCGAAUGUUUGCCUUUCAAGGAAGAUUGGUUGACUGCUGUUCUAGUUGGCAGGUUAUAUACACUGAUGAUGAGGGUGAUACCAUGCUGAUUGGAGACUACCCAUGGCAGGAAUUCUGCGCUAUGGUUAGGAAGAUCUUUAUUUAUCCACAUGAAGAGAUCGAUAAGCUACAUCUAAGCUGCUAAACACUCAAAUAGUUGCAGGUUGACUCAGGUUAGCUUGUUUUUCUGCUGCUUAAAGUGCUCAUUGGUUGUCAGCAUCAUAUUCUUUGCUCUUUAUUGAUGGUUGGGCACAUCAAAGAAUGGAAAGCCACUCUUCUGGUGAUUCCUUCGUUUUUGUCUAUGCUUUAUUAAGUUUGGAACAGGUCUAUCAUGGAAGGAUCAUAUUAGUGUUAUCCUUUUUUGUCUUGGAACGCCUAGAAGGAGAUUUUAGUAUCAAUUUCUUAUUCGGUGUCAGGUAGUUGUAAUUUCGUUAUGGUAGUUGCAUGGCUUUGCUACUCUGCUGGAGCUUUAAUAAUGGCUUGACCAUUGUUCCUGUUAUAAUUUUGGAUCAAGCAGUUUUCUUUUGUAUUCUUUUUGUUA
Molecule: messenger RNA, 2667 nt
Organism: Dendrobium catenatum
Lineage: Eukaryota; Viridiplantae; Streptophyta; Magnoliopsida; Asparagales; Orchidaceae
Product: auxin response factor 2B
Exons: 15
Coding region: 277-2271 (664 amino acids)
Biological process (GO): regulation of DNA-templated transcription; response to hormone
Cellular component (GO): nucleus
Molecular function (GO): protein binding; DNA binding
Source: RefSeq, a predicted model, not a curated record